Jaminaea rosea is the source of this 2915-nucleotide messenger RNA. RefSeq lists its product as hypothetical. Lineage: Eukaryota; Fungi; Basidiomycota; Exobasidiomycetes; Microstromatales. Bases 57 to 2660 code for a protein of 867 amino acids. The record is from RefSeq and is a predicted model, not a curated record. The transcript is spliced from 2 exons.
GUUUCAAUUGUUACCAUCCAUCGCCUGCGGCCCUUGAGUGGCCAUCGAGUGGCACGAUGGCGCCACCACACCCUUCAUCAUCAUCACCAUCGCCAUCGCAGCAGCAGCAGCAGCAGCAGUCUGCCUUUUCGAGCGGCGUCCGUCUCAAGAAGAGGGAUGCACCGUCCACUCCACGACGAGAGAUCGACGCCCUCGAGUUGCAGGCAGUGCAGAGCACAGCGUCCCACGAUGAGGCAGACGACAAUCAACGUCGCCCACCUUCGCCACCUCCGCGCGGGUCCAGUCUGUUGGAGCGACUAGUAAAGGAGGAUAGGGGGGCGAGAGCCACCAAUGCACCACAAUCACAGCCUCCCAUGCCGAGUGCUGCGAGGACACGAACUCGCGAGCUAGACGUCCUUCCAGAAGCAGACACGCCGCCAACGUCGCCACCCAAUGAGCAACAGAGGCAUGGCUCCGCCUUGGGGACAAGCCAGCGCCCUGCUUAUAGGAAGCAGCCAUCAGUCAAGGGUCCAGGUGACGAGACAGUGGUACGCGCAGCAACCAGCAAACCACCUUCACCCACGCGGCAACGCUCUCACCAGCAGUCAAGGGACGACGAAAGCUUCUUGGGCUCCAUGAUGAGACGAGCACGAUCCAACACCGCAUCCAGUCUGCGGCCAGCAUCCCGCACCCAGGAUCACUACGACGAGGAUGAAGCAGGCAGGCUCGCUCUGGAAGAGCAACACCACGAUGAAGAAAGUGAUCACCACGACGACGGCGUCGUAGACUAUCUCGACGUCGUAGAUCCGGAAGUUGGUGUCAUCAAUCACAUGUCCAACAUCCAAUCUUCCAUCUUCCUACCCAGCCUGUCCAGUCUCUACGAUAAACGCAUCACCCAUCAGCUUCCUCAACUCGGUCGACGUACCAGCCGCGCCAGUGCAGCGGGCACCAGUGGUGCUACGGCAAUGGAGGAAGGCAGAGCGGUGAGCCCGACAGCGGGCAGAAGAGGAUCUGUGCCAGGAGGAACUGCAGCAGUUGAGGCUGCUCCUACGCUCACAAAGCCACCGUCGAUGAUGAGGCGGGCGUCAGAUGCUGCCAUGAGCAUCUACAAGCGCAAGCCAGCACAAGCUCCUCAGCACAUUGAGCCGUGGGAGGACAUGGACGAGUACCAGAGGCACGAGCUGGAUCGGCAUGUUGAGCAUCUCCUCAGUCGACCGCAGAAGUUCCGUCGAGGUUGGAGGGGUUUCUUGAUAUGGGCCAGGACGCCCAUUGGCUUCAUCAUGCUCUGCUACGGCUUAGCCAUUACGGGAUGGGGCAUUGCCAUCUGUCUAUUCAUCUUCCACUGGUCUACCGUAACAGACCCUCAUGAGCGCCGCCUCUGGAUUGAGUACUGCGAUCAGGUAUUAUGCGCCCUCUUUGCCGCAGUCGGUCUUGGCUUUGCUCCCUUCAGAGCCGUCGACACAUAUCGUAUGAUCCACAUCGCACACUAUCACCACCUCAGCUGGAGACGACGGCGCCAAUUCAAUCUGCCAGAGCUCAACGACCCCAAUGACUUGCCUCGACCAAAGGGCUAUAACGAGGCUUUCCCCAAGCCAGAGGAGAGAGUGAUGCACCUCAUCGCCGAGGAGGAUGAUCAUCAUCACGAGCACAAUGCGGGGCGAGACCGUGGUGGAAGCUCGUCAUCCUCGACGAAUACGACGGACAGCUCCUGUGUCCCACCUCCUCGACCUGCAUCUGCCUCACCAACGAAGCGCUUUGCGCCGCCCGCCGCCAAUCUUCCACAAGCCAUCAGCAACGCCAAAGCCGUCGACUCGCAGACAAAGAGGCGGUGGUGGCGUCCCUGGACGACUCAGAGGGAGAAAGAGGAGCGACAACACGCAAUUGAGGCUGCAGCCAAGGCCGUAGAGGAGGCGCCGCCUGUUAGCGAUGCCUUGCGACGCCUGCACAGCAAGAACCAAGGCCAAAACGGCGGCGCUGCCGCCGCUACUACGCGACCUGGCACGUUGGAGCGCAACGCCUCGAUCAUGUCUGAGAUCGUCAAGGAGAAGGAAGAAGUCGUCGUCCUUACUCCCGAGGAGCAAGCCAAGCUGUCCCAUCAUCAGCGCAAAUUCCACAAGUCACACGGCUACUACCGCUUCCACCAGACGGCGACGCAUCGCGCCUUUCCCCUCAACUUGAUGAUUGUCAUCGUCUGUCUGCUGGACUGCCACUCCCUCCUCCAAGGGUUUCUAGGUGGGGUGACGUGGGGAAUCAGGUACGAGCAUCGCCCGACUGCUCUGACGGCCAGCUUGAUCUCGUGCUCGCUCAGUUGCAAUGCCGUUGCGGGAUUGAUCAUCUACCUCGGUGGGAGGAGGACCAAGAAGCGCGAAGAGGUCGAGAGGAGGCUCAGGAUUGCAAUGGAGGAGGAGGCGUACAAGCGGAUACAGGAUGGAGUGCCAUUGCCUCACGAUCACAGCAGGAAUCAAGGUGGCCCGCACGUCAACCCCUUGUACAAGUCAGCGGCGCCGGCGCCGACAGCGCUACAGCAGGAUCGAUCACGUCCUAGCCCCAUCAUGGAAGAAGCGACUCCCUCGGUGACGGACAAUUCCUCCUUCUCGAGACCAGGGUCGUCGAGAUUUCAGACGACGCCAGCUACGACGCCUGCCAUGGGGUCAGAUACCAAGUUGCGUGCCUUUACGUAGUAAGGUAGGAGGCGCGCGCGCAUGUACACUGUGUACUAUAUGGACUGUCAGGAACUGCUGCACGAUGAUGACAUGACUAUUGCGAGCGACUAGCCGUAGCGCGACGUGGGAGUGAGCGGAAGUAGAGGUUGAGCGAGCAGGCGGUCAAGGCGGCGCGAAAGUGGUGCCCGUGUGUUGACCCACGCUUCGCAUUCUCCUUCACAAACAACAAGACUCAACAACAUCUUGGCACACGCCUUUCCGAUUGUCCUUCCU